UUGACUAGUCUGUUCAGUAUUCAGCGAAACGUUUCGCGACGUAGAUCUCCGUCUUGUCCAAAGUUUUUCGAAUGUUGUUCCAAAGUUCUAUUGUUUCCUUUAUUCCGUGUUUCUAUAAGAAGUUUUCCAAAGUGCACUGCUUCGUUUAGUUCUUUUGCUGCAAACAUCGGGAGCACAAGCGCGAUAUUAUGCGGUGAAAACUUGUCUCCGAGAAGUGAAAAAAGAACCGCACAUCCAUCAGGCGUUGGAAAAUAUAUCAUCAUCAGCAGGCAGCAUCGACAUCGACAGCAUCCAACAUCAACAUCGUCAGUUCCUGACAGACAGGGUGCUGAAAAGUUACAUCGCCUCGCCAUCAUAAACACACAUAUUACGGCAAAGCAAACUCCGUUAUCCGCAAUCCAGAAGCUCCGCCGAUCGAGGACAGCAGCGGCGUCGCGACGACCCCGUUGGAAAAAGCGGGUGGCGUCGGUGGCAUAAGUGACUGUGUUGUUCCCCCUGAGCGAUCACAUAUGCAGAUAGGAACGAACCCACUCUACAAAAACCUUCCGGUGGAAAACUGUAGCCAGCUAUACCAACAUACAUACAUAUAUUAUCUAUAUUAUAGCGUUUUUCGGGCACAAGCCAACUAAAUAACUCAUGCCGAACCGAGGGGCGGUUGCCAGUGGGAAAACUUAUUACCUCAGCUAGGGCGGAAAACUGCAUCAACCCUAAAUCUGCUACCUACUGAACGCCCAGCCAACCGAGCUCAGGCAGCUAACAACGGAAGUUGCUCAUUAUUAAAAUUGCUUUUGGGUGAAAUUCGCGCGGAAGCCAUUUUGUACGAGGUGCCAAAAUAAUAAUCCAUUAUCCGCAGAGAAAAUCGUCGAGAACAGGAGGCGGGAGCGAGUUGGUAUCAGCAGGAGGUUCAGCGGAUCAACAGUAGGCAGUGACAAACAUGGCCUACUACAGCAAAUUUGGUGCUACCCUGCUCUGGGCGGCGAUGCUCUUGGUGGCAUCAAUCAGUGCCGAAGAAAAAUGGUCCUGGUCUUCUUCCGGCAAGAAUCGCGAAACAGGAGGUGGAGGCCCAGCCACAAACAACGACAGAUUGAAUGUUCGCAGCGAUGUCAUCGAAUUCCAGGAACCCAAACGAAUCUACCCGCAAACAUCGUCCGGAAACAGACAAGCUCGAUAUGAAGUCAAGGAAUCUACCACGCGUAGACCAGCGCUCAAUCGACCGGCCAAUGAUGAGUUUUCCGGAGAAGUGAAUGGCAAUCAGCAAAACGAUUUCGGAUUGAAUCAGCGUUUCGGUGGCCCAGGACAGUUCGGGCCAGGUGGUGGAAACCCGUACGGUUUUAAUCCGGCCUUCGGUGGCGGGUAUGGUGGAGUCAAUCCCUACGGUGGAGGAUUCGGAGGUGCUGGUGCUUUCCCGGGUCAAGGAUUCGGUCAUGGUCAGGGAGGAUAUGGCGGAGUAGGAGGUUACGGAGGAGCAGGGGCUAAUGGGGUGCUGGUGGGUCCAGAAGGUCCAACUGGGAUAAUUGGUCGACCAUACAAGGGAUUUGGUGGAAAUUAUCCGGGAGGUCCAGGAGGAUUCGGUGGAUAUCCACCAUACGGAGGAUUUGGAGGUGGUGGUGGUGCACAUGGAGGAUAUGGAGGACGUCCCGGUGGAUAUUAUCCACCUGGAGGAAUUGGUGGCUUCCCAGGUGCAGGUGGAUAUUAUGGAGGUGCUCAGGGACCUUACGGGCAUGGACAUGGACAAUUUGGUCCUGGUGGAAUUGGUGGUCCUAUUGGAGGAGGAUUCGGAGGACCAGCUGGUGGUCCAUUCGGGGGAGGGCCAUUCGGUCCACAAUUCGAUCAAGCCAAAGCAGCCAACAAAAAAGUAGAGAAGAAAUCCGUUUGAUCUGUUAUUCUGUUGUUAAUUUCCCAUGACACUCAUUGUUAAUCCGAGCUAGAUGUAUUUAUUGAA
Uranotaenia lowii is the source of this 1942-nucleotide messenger RNA. RefSeq lists its product as uncharacterized. The record is from RefSeq and is a predicted model, not a curated record. Bases 935 to 1876 code for a protein of 313 amino acids. Lineage: Eukaryota; Metazoa; Arthropoda; Insecta; Diptera; Culicidae. The transcript is spliced from 5 exons.